CCCAGUCUCUCUGUGAAGAGACCCACUCCUGUCUCUUUUGAGAGCACCAGUAGUAUUUCAACCAGUGCAAGUACUGCCAAUGCCAGAUUUGCAACACCAACCAUCCAGCGUCCCAAGGAGUACUCCAGUGUUUCCGCAUGUCCCAGGAGUGUUCCCAUCCCCCAGGUUCCUCCCGUUCCACAUUCUCAUGUCUACCAGCCAUCUCCUCUUGGCCAUCCAGCCACACUGUUUGGGACGCCAGCACGAUUCUCUUUUCAUCACCCUUACUUCCUACCUGGACCUCACUACUUCCCAUCAAGGAGGAAGUGAGGAAGGCAGCCCCUGGCCACAGCAUGAACUCGUAAUACCUCAGUGGAAGACUUCAGAGAGCCCCAAGAGAGAAAAGCAUCCCAUCAAAGCUGAGCUCAGGGUAAUGGCUGAGGGGCGAGAACUGAUCCUGGACCUGGAAAAAAAUGAGCAUCUCUUUGCUCCAGACUAUACAGAAACCCACUAUACUCCAAAGGGCAACCCUCAAACUGCCACUCUGAAAUCUGAGGAUCACUGCUUCUAUCAUGGGAUGGUGAGGAAGACAGAAGGGUCUAGCGUCACACUCAGCACCUGCCGGGGGAUUAGAGGACUGAUUACAGUGAGCGCUAACCUCAGCUACAUCAUUGAGCCCCUCCCUGACAGCGAGAGCCAACACCUUAUUUACCGAUCUGAACAUCUCAAGCUGCCCCGCGGGAGCUGCGGGAUCCAUCACCCCUCACUCACCACCAGGGACUGGGCCCUUCAGUUUACACACCAGACCGAGAACCGACCUCGCAGGAUGAAAAGGGAAGAUUUAUACUCCAUGAAGUACGUGGAACUUUACCUCGUGGCUGAUUAUGCAGAGUUUCAGAAGAAUCGGCGAGACCCGGAUGCCACCAAACACAAGCUCAUGGAAAUUGCCAACUAUGUUGAUAAGUUUUACCGAUCCUUGAAUAUUCGGAUUGCUCUCGUGGGCUUGGAAGUGUGGACUCACGAGGACAAGUGCCAAGUUUCCGAGAACCCGUACUCCACGCUUCUGUCGUUCCUUAGUUGGAGGCGCAGGCUGCUCACCAAGAAGAAGCACGACAAUGCUCAGUUAAUCACGGGCGUCCCCUUCCACGGCACCACCAUCGGCCUGGCCUUCCUCAGGACCAUGUGCUCUGUGCACCAUUCUGGAGGGGUGAGCUCGGACCACUCUGAUAAUACCAUCGGCGUGGCUGCGACCAUCGCCCACGAAAUGGGCCACAACUUUGGCAUGACCCACGACUCCGAAGGCUGCUGCUUAGCCAAUCCUGCUGAUGGUGGGUGCAUCAUGGCCGCUGCCACUGGCCAUCCCUUUCCCAAAGUGUUCAAUGGAUGCAACAAGAAGGAGCUCGAUAGGUACCUUCAGUCAGGAGGUGGAAUGUGUCUUUCCAACAUGCCGGACACCAGGACACUUUAUGGAGGCCGGUGGUGUGGGAACGGGUUCCUGGAAGAUGGAGAAGAGUGUGACUGUGGGGAGGAAGAUGAAUGCAACAACCCCUGCUGCAAUGCCUCCAACUGCACCCUGAAGGACGGGGCGGAGUGUGCCCACGGCGCCUGCUGCCACCAGUGCAAGCUGGUAGCUCCAGGCGUCCAGUGCCGCGAUCAGGCCCAGCAGUGUGAUCUUCCAGAGUUCUGCACGGGCAGGUCUCCCCUGUGCCCCACCAAUUUCUACAAGAUGGACGGGACUCUUUGUGAGGACGGCCAGGCCUACUGCUACAAUGGCAUGUGCCUCACCUACCGGGACCAAUGCCAGCAGCUGUGGGGCCCUGGAGCCCAGCCUGCCCCUGAUCUCUGCUUCGAGAGGGUGAAUGUGGCAGGAGACGAAUAUGGAAACUGUGGCAAAGACAUGCACGGUCAGAACAAGAAGUGUAACAUGAGGGACGCCAAGUGUGGGAAGAUCCAGUGUCAGAGCUCUCGGGAGGUGCCCCUGGAGUCCAAUGCAGUGGCUAUCGAAACCACCAUUGUCAUGAACGGGAAGAAGAUUCAGUGCCGGGGUACCCAUGUCUACCGAAGCCCUGAAGAGGAUGACAUGCUGGACCCAGGGCUCGUGAUGACUGGGACCAAGUGUGGCUUCAACCACAUCUGCUUCGAGGGAGAGUGCAGGAACACCUCUUUCUUUGAAACUGAAGACUGCGAGAAGAAGUGCAGUGGUCACGGGGUCUGCAACAACAACCAGAACUGCCACUGCUUCCAGGGCUGGGCCCCACCAUUCUGCAGCACACCCGGCCACGGGGGCAGCAUAGACAGUGGGCCCAUGCCCCCCAACAGUAUUGGUCCUGUGAUCGCCGGUGUGUUCAGCGCCCUCUUCCUGCUGGCCGUCCUUAUGCUGAUCUACUACUGUAGGCAGAACAGAAAGCUGGGCCCACUCAAGCCCUCUGUCCUCCCUUCCAAGCUGAUACAGCAAUUCAGCUGUCCCUUUAGGGUGUCUCCGAAUGGUGGAACUGGCCAUGCCAACCCAACUUUCAAGUUGCAAACACCCCAGGGCAAGCGAAAGGUGACCAGCACCCCUGAAGCCCUGAGGAAGCCCUCCCAGCCUCCGCCCCGGCCCCCUCCAGACUACUUGCAUGGUGGGUGUUUACCUACUCCACUGUUAGCCCAUCUAAGCAGGACUGAUAGGAGCUCCCCGGGGGCUGCAUCUCAAGUAGAGAGAAAGGAAUCAGCCCGGAGACCUCCCCCAAACCGGCCUGUGCCUCCAGCACCCAACUGCAUCCUCUCCCAGGAUUUCUCCAGGCCUCGGCCACCCCAGAAGGCUCUUCCUGCAAACCCUGUGCCCGGCCGCAGGACCCUCCCCAGGCCAGAACCCCAGCAGGCCCAGCCUCUGGUAGCACCUGCUUCAAAGUUCCCCGAGUUCAGAUCGCAGAGGACUAGGGCGAUGACUAGCUCCAGAAUCUAGACCGGUCUAGAGGUUUCUCGCUUUCCUCGAUGGCUCUUGAUGCCGCAAGGAUCCGUGACCAUGGGAACCGGAAGAAUCGUGUCUGGCUGCCUCUGAGCUCCUCCUGCCCUUUUCCUGGAAACACCACAAUUCCCUUCUUGAUUCAGUGCCUCCUCAUGCUCCUCGGAGACCCAGAGGGACUAUUUAUUACCUGAUGGCUUCUCAGUGUUGGUCUGUGCAAUAUACAGCCCAGGUGGGGAGGGGAGCACACAGCAGAGGCCGAGCGGCAGCUUCUCCAUCUCCCCUCCCAGCCCAGAGGUCUGACGGAGAUGGCCAGAACCACCAGAGCCGUCGAACCAAGUGGGAGAAGCCACGCUCAACCCCUCGGCCGGGGCUUCCUUGGAGAGGCUGUCCAUGCAGGUCCUGUGGUGGACGUCCGCACGAGAGCGUCUUUUGCUUCUGUCUCCCUCCAAGGCCCCAGGCUGGACCGAGACUGGGCCGUUACCUUCUCCUUUUCAGCUUUUAGGGGUUGAGGAAGGGCCAAGCCAGAUAUCUCUGUGGCCCUGCCCAGGGUUUGGCUGAGGCUCCCGACUGUGUGGCUGCAUGUGACAAGCCACGCCCCCUCCCCACAUCCCCUAUUCACAUGAGUCACUCUGACUCAAACAGGUACUAUUUGUAGGCAGUGUAGACAGCAGGGGGAGCAUCACACCUGGGCUUCCUCUGAGCCAUCAUGCCAAAGGUGAAGUCUUGCUAAUUACUGGUUUGCUCUUUGUAGUCUCUUCUUUCUCUCCCACUGCUCCGUGAUUCUGUCUUCUCCUUCCCCCUCAGGCCCACUGUAAUGCAUGGUGCUUUGGUGAGUGGACCCUCAACAGUCCUUUUUAGGGACCAGGUGCUUGUGACCUACGAGUCAGGGUCCUGCCUCAUGCGCUGGCCAUUCCACGUCUUCCGCUGGAUCCCCAGAGUGUUGAGCAGAGUGGACUCAGGGCAUGGCUGUGGGAGUCUUACGUUUGUGUUCGUUGUGUUCUGUGACCUCAGCAGCAUGAGGGUCUUCCUCCUUACACCCUGACCGACGUCUAGGUGAGGUCUUCCAGGGAUGGCAGCCCAUGUGGUAAAGGGAACAGACAUCCCUGAAAGCCCAGCUCUUUUCAAAGUACACACUAGGGAGCCAAUCUGUCCCUGACGGUCUGCUCACUGUCUUAAGGUGGGACCAUUGUCCUCUGAACGGAGAAGAGAGCUAUUUCUAACCAAAAGAUCCGUCAGAGAUGCCUAGAGUCAGCAGCCACCCGCAGCCAUGGCGGAACCCUCUGAACGGGGGACCCUGCUCCUUCUUCCCACAAGGCUUCUCUUAUUCACGUGCUUCAGUUCUCUUUCCCGAGCAUCACAGAAGGAGCUCCGAGCGGAUGGAAGACUGGGCUCCAGAGGAGCCCAGCAGGAGGGCGGUGUGGCGAGCUGCUGGAUAGGAUGUUUUUUACAUAGCCCCUGAGGAUGGUCUCAGACUGUCCCCGCCUCCUGAGAGGUGCUGGGUGGCUCUCCUGAGGUGAGCUGGCCUAGUGUACACUCCUUUGAGGGUCUUCCAGGGGCCUUCCCACCUCCUACAGGAGCAGCUAUUUGCUCUUCAAAACCUCAAUACAGGGAGGAGGCUGAGCUUUUGACCCCCAACCCCAAGGCCUCCUUGUAGUAGAUCUCUGCACGCUACAUUCUUGGGUUUGUAGGCCAGUGGGAUUUGUGGGACACACGUGCUCGGGAAAACAUGGGGUAGGUUUAGAAAGAUCUCAGGAAAAUGCAUUUCCUUCCCUCAGGGUGGUAGUGAGUUGGGUUCCUGUCUCCCUGGCGCAGACCUCCUUGACCCCAUGUGCAAUCCUCACCAUCUUGCUGCCAGAAGACAACCUCUCCUUUAAGUGUGCUGUAGCAAACGCUCUGUGCCUCGAAGCUGGUCCCAGAAAAGGUGCCCCCCACUCCUUCCCCAUAAACAGGCAAGCUGUCCUUAAGCCCAUCCCUGUACCUCCUCGAAGUCCCUGUGGCCUGCGCAGCCUUUCUCCUCACAUCAGGAGCAGUGGGUCUGAAGUGCCAGUGCAGAGCCGUGGGGACUCCAUGAGCCUUCUGAACCUGAAAUCCACGUCACCAGUGCCAUAACAGGAAGUGUCCUGGUUGCUGUUCUCUCGCACUUUUUUUUUUCCCUCCCUCAUCAUUUUAAUACCACCUCCAUCCCAUGAAAUUAUACUGUGAACUGGAAGAUGGUAGAAUUAUUUGAUCUUGAUGGCUACUUCAUCAGCCAGUUCUUUUGACCAUCAACAUCUCGCUCUGUUCGGGGAGCUGGAAGUCAUUUUUCUGCAGGCCAGGGAAGAAGAGUUCCCAUUGCAUCCCCCUUCCCUCCCCUGCCAGUGUGCCGCAGUAAGGUGUCAAAUGCAAAUACAGUGACGUUGAUGUUGAGACGGGGAAGCAGGGACUUCAGUCUGAAGGAUUAUUGCAAGGAGGGGAAUGAAAACGCUGCCCUAGGGAGAGCAGGGGGACUACUGCAUGCACAGACCCUUCGUCAAAUCCGCAUGGAUUCUCAAGCCAGGCAGAAAAGGCCUUUUCUCUUGUUGGGAGGAAUUAACUCAGCUAGAGAAAACUGCACCCAGGGCACGUCUGCGGGCCUAGCCUUUUUUGGGAAGGGGCUCUCUGUUAAAAGAUGUUUCUGACUCAGGCUGACUGUGGGUCCAAGUCCACCGUCUGGUGGGGAGGAGGGAAACUUAACUGAAGUUUAGUCUGUUGGGUUAACCAAUGGUUUGCUCGAGAAAAAGGAUGUAAAUCUUUUUAGAAGCUAAAUGGUUCCUCCUGCCAGUUUUACAACACUUGGAAUAUUUUUUAGGGGCCUGAAGCCAUCGCUGAAAUGUACGUGUCAGGGAGAUAGAGCCCCGUCUCUGCCUCUGUGGGAGGUUUGCCCUGGGCCCCCCAGCUCUGUGUUGCAACUUCUUGCUUGCCUUAGAUUCCUUUUAGCCUUGUUGACUUUUAUGGUUGAAACAGAGCUCUUACAGAGCCUAUGGUCUUAAUGUUCUCUGCAUUGCAAUAGUCCCCUCUCUUACUGCAGUAUCUCCUGGCUGCUUGCAGUAAUCCUUUUUAAUGAAGUCUCCUCUUAGGUAUGACCUGAUUUAUUCUUAUUUGACAGAAGGUAUGGGAGACUUUGAAGAAUUGGGGACCAGUUCUAAAAGCGGUAAUUGUGUUAAAUGCAUGCACAACAGCUCUGCUGUACACCUAAGCCAGCUCAGGAAUUGCCAACUGGAAAGGUGUCCCAUCUCUAGAGAGGCCUGAGACAGAGAGGCUCUGCAGAGUCCAAAGCAACGCCCCCCCACCUCGCCACCCUCUAGCAUCCUCUUGUGCCACCCAUUUUGUGUAUGUGUCUGGGAUUCAGGGCAAUGUGAAUUUUCUUUUGAUUUGAGAGAGAUCCUUCAUGGAUUACAGAUCCUCCUCUCUUGUCCACGUAUUGUUUACAAAUAUUUGUACAUCUAUGCAAAAUACUUGAAUGGGCCAUGGUGCCUUUUUUCCCCCUCGUUUGUAUUUAAUUAAAAUGAAUUGUUUGUCAUUUGAAAUGUUACCAGGU
Messenger RNA from Fukomys damarensis (Damara mole-rat), 6482 nucleotides. RefSeq names its product ADAM metallopeptidase domain 19 (gene Adam19). Gene Ontology annotation, molecular function: metalloendopeptidase activity. Gene Ontology annotation, biological process: membrane protein ectodomain proteolysis. The record is from RefSeq and is a predicted model, not a curated record. NCBI's taxonomy places the organism in Eukaryota, Metazoa, Chordata, Mammalia, Rodentia, Bathyergidae. The transcript has 23 exons. Bases 80 to 2923 code for a protein of 947 amino acids.